CAGAGAGUGCCAUCUUCUGUCUCAAGCAGACUGUGCAGUACUAUACAGCUAGAAAAACCCCGGUUUAUGCUUGUUUUUUGGACUUAUCGAAGGCAUUCGAUUUGGUGUCGUACAAUUUAUUAUGGAAUAAGCUGCAUUGUGAAACUAAUGUGCCCACUGAAAUCAUAUCCAUAUUUAAAUAUUGGUAUGAUAAUCAGAAUAAUUGUGUAAAGUGGGCUGGCUCGCGGUCCGACAUGUAUGGGUUGCAGUGUGGGGUGAGACAGGGAGGGUUGAGCUCGCCCAAGCUCUUCAACCUAUACAUGAACGGGCUGAUCGGGGAGCUCAGCAGCACAUAUAUAGGAUGCCAUGUAGGUGGCGUGUGUGUAAACAACAUUAGUUAUGCUGACGAUAUGGUGCUGCUGAGCCCGUCGAUUGGAGCAUUAAGAAGACUUCUACACAUGUGUGAAGAGUAUGCGGUGGCUCAUGGGCUUAGAUACAACUCGCUUAAAAGUGAGUUUAUGUUGUUUCAAGCUGGUGCGGCCGGGAGUCAGCGGAAUGUACCAUCUGUUACUCUCGGAGGCUCACAACUAAAAAGAGUUCACCAAUUUAAGUAUCUGGGUCAUUGGGUCACUGACAGCCUGUCAGACUCUGCGGAUAUUGAGAGGGAGCGUAGGGCUCUGUGUGUUCGCUGUAAUAUGUUGGCUCGUAGAUUCGCACGUUGUAGUAAACCAGUUAAGCUGACGCUUUAUAAAGCAUAUUGUCAAUCAUUCUACACGUGCGGCCUAUGGGCUAGCUUUACGCGGCGGGCUUAUAGUGCAGUACGCGUCCAAUACAAUAACGCGUUCAGGAUGUUGUUCGGCCUGCCGCGACACUGUAGUGCAUCAGCCAUGUUUGCUGAGGCGCAGACUGAUUGUUUCUACACUAUCAUCAGAAAGCGCUGCGCCUCGCUGUGGGCGCGGGUGCGCGGCAGCUCGAACAGCAUUCUGCGCGCGCUGGCUGACCGGUGGGACUCCCCGCUGAUGCGCCGCUGGCUGCAGCUUCAUGCUCCGGUCACUCGCUAUGAAUACCUAUAGCGCAGGAGUCACACUGGAAGC
Messenger RNA from Ostrinia furnacalis (Asian corn borer), 1073 nucleotides. RefSeq lists its product as uncharacterized. Lineage: Eukaryota; Metazoa; Arthropoda; Insecta; Lepidoptera; Crambidae. The transcript has 2 exons. Bases 234 to 1052 code for a protein of 272 amino acids. The record is from RefSeq and is a predicted model, not a curated record.